CUCAGAUGGGCCCUUAACCGGCCAGCCAAGGAAGAAAAAGGCCGGAGGAGAAGGAGAGGGCGCAGCGGAGGAGCAUGGCGAGGCGGCAGGGGAGGAGCAGGCCGGAGCCGCGGUGGUCGCUGGCCGAGCCGCCGCCGGGCCUCUUCCCCGCCGGCGCGCAGGACCUCCUCCGCCUGCUCGCCGUGCUCGCCAUCGCGGCCGCCGUCGCCGCCGCCUGCAGCGUCCUCAACCGCCGCCCCGCCCCCUUCUGCGACUCCGACGACCCCUACGAUUCGUGCGAGCCCUGCCCGGAGAACGGCCGGUGCGUCGACGGCGAGCUGCGGUGCGUCGAGGGGUUCAAGAAGCGCGGCAGGGUGUGCGUGGAGGACGGCCUGCUCACCCACACCGCCAACAAGAUCUCAGAGUUGCUCCAGCACAGGAUCUGCGACGAGCAUGCCCACGCUUUAUGCGGCCAAGGCGGCAAGAUCUUGUUCCAACAACAUGACAUCUCAAGUAUGGCUGACGAGCUGUUAUCCAAGGAUGCUGCCCGCCUAAGCGACGAUGGAAUCAAGGUCGUAAAAGAGAGGGUGCUGCAGAGCGCACAUGGCUUCUUGGAGACAACGUCGACUUAUGACAAAGUCCAAGCGUUUAAAUGUCCAGAGCUGGCCGCGGAGCUUCAUAGGCCCCUGUCUUGUCAAGCUCGUCAAUGGGUCUCUAGCAAUAUCGUCUUCGUGAUGACCUUCUGUGUCCUGUCUGCAGGACUGCUCAAGAUUCUAUGGAGCAUUUACCAGAGACGGGCAUUGUCAAAGAGAGCCGAGCAAAUAUAUGAGCAGGUAUGUGAGAUCCUUGAAGAUAAUGCCGUAAGUGCAAAGGCUGGCAACUCUGAAUGCGAGCCUUGGGUGGUCACCUCCUGGUUGCGUGACCAUCUACUGUCUACCCGAGAGAGACGGAACACUUUGUUGUGGAAGAAGGUGGAAGAAUUGCUACUGGAAGAUUCUCGCAUAGACCAGUAUCCAAAAGUAAUCAAGGGAGAGGCUAAGGUUGUCUUAGAGUGGCAAGCUAGCGGGUCGCUGAGUGGGAAGAUUAAGAAGUUGCAAGGUGCAGCAGGGAAGACAAGGAGCGGCAGCGUCGGCGCCAUCAAACUUGCUGAAGAAAUAUGUGGCAGCAGCAUCAGCAGCAGCAGAGACAAGGAGCUUUGUUCUUCAACUAGCAAAGAAGCAACUAAUCCUUUCAUGUAAUCAAUCAACCAAUCAAUCCAAUCACGGUGAAUAUAUCUUUGAUGAGUGUGUGUAGAUGACACGAUGAUCACGUAGGGAUCUUCUUUAUGUCAGCAUUAUUAGUUAGCAAUGUCGUCGAUGAAUGUCGGGUGGUUUCUUUUGCCUCUGCCCUCUGAAGAACAAAACAGAACAGAUGUUGUAGUAAGAUGAUGUACAUGUAUGAAUGAAUGUAUCAUCAUUCAUUGGAA
Aegilops tauschii subsp. strangulata is the source of this 1444-nucleotide messenger RNA. RefSeq lists its product as uncharacterized. NCBI's taxonomy places the organism in Eukaryota, Viridiplantae, Streptophyta, Magnoliopsida, Poales, Poaceae. Gene Ontology annotation, biological process: nuclear membrane organization. Gene Ontology annotation, cellular component: nuclear periphery; endoplasmic reticulum; nuclear inner membrane. The record is from RefSeq and is a predicted model, not a curated record. Gene Ontology annotation, molecular function: chromatin binding.